AAUCGACCUUUUUCAAUCAGUCAUCAUGUGGAUUUUGAUGUGUUUUACCUCCCUGCUUCGAGGAGUAACUUAUAUCCUGCGAUCCGAGUACGAAUUCUGAUGACUCCUGUUUUCACGCUGUGUUGCGAAACUUGCGAUUAUUGCCCCAACUCCGCUUUGAAUCGGGACGGCAUGAUCUCAUUUCAUCUCGGCCGAUAACCUCGAAUCCACGAACCUGCCACGCCACUUCAACCGCCACUUUAACAAGUUUCUUCGACGACUGGAGUUGCCUGACCUCAAAGAGCAACCCCACCAGUGGAUGUAAGCCAUCCAUUUCCGCCUCCGGAAUUCGCGACAUCCGGGCCAGCCUGGAUGGUCUGAUCGCCCACACAGCCGCCACUCUUCGGACAACGAAGCAGAUCUGCAGUUGAAAGCUGGAGACGUUGCACAGCCCUGGCUUCGGGACGCGCGUAACCUCGUUUAGUGCAUCACACCAUGUCGAUUGUGGCUGACCAGGUCCGUCGUCUAGAUGCACGGAUAGACCGCGUCUCCCUAGGACCCCUGACGCUAGGCGCGGAUCAUGAAGUCGAGCUGCAGAACAUCGACCAGGUCGCUGCCUCAGCGCUAGCUUCCCCCCGUGUCGAUGAACUUCUGCACAUAGUGAAGGCCCUGUCAUCUGGACUGACUUCGGGAUCCCACUUGUCUUCGUCUCGGAUCCAGAAUCUGCUUGUGCAGUCCGGCUUGACAGAAGAGACGCCCUUGCCCGAGCUCCUUGAGGCUAAGAGUCAGUAUGAGACUGAUGUUGAGUGGCUUCUGGUAGGCAAGGCUACCGUUCAGACCUAUGGGCUCUUAAUGGGCACACUGCUAGACCAAAUUAUCCCGCUGAGCGAUGAUAUUUGGUACUGGGAUGAGGUGGUGAGCUCAUAUCCGUACGGCCUCCUUUAUACGAUGCAGACCUCGCCGUUGCGGAUGUGGAAAUGGACCAGGGAGAUCUAUUCGGAGAGCGUGGAGCGUUUCAAACGCUUACAUCUGGAUCAAUUACCAGGACAGGGGACAGAAGUUGAGGAAGUGUCGCCUGCGCAGCAUGAUGAGAGUGGCCAAACCCACAAGGCUCUGGGGCUGGCAUCUUUGCACUCUCAGUUGUCAAAACACUGGCGUCAGUUCUACGACAUCGUGAGGCAGAGCGUCGCCCAGAGGUCCAUCAUGGAUAUUCAGCGCAAGAUUGCCUCUCGAGUGGACAUCGGUCGUUCCGAAGCCCGUCACAAGCAGGCUCGGCUGCGGAGACUCCGAGAACUGACAGCAACAGGGCUAGGGGUACUUCUGGACGAGGGCCUGAAUUUCGGUCUUUCAGAAGAAGCGCAUCACGAAGAGUGGAAAGGCAUGCUAGAGCGCAGCGUCGCCCUGAUGGAUAUGAUCCUUCGUGGUGUGCUUGUCUUGGAUAUGAGCGUCUCGGAGUUUGAGGAUAAGGUCUUUGCGGGAGUUGAGGAGGACCCAGAGCUCUCCAUACACAUUGAGGAUGUCAAUCCAGCCGAGAGACCGGCCGUACUUGCGCGCCGGCUCCUAACACUCCUUCAAGAUGGACUGCCAGAUCAUCGCAUCGCCAUGACAAAACUCACCCGUAGGUACGGACGACCAUCGAGGCUGGUUAGAUAUUGGCUUCCUGCGGCUGCUCUGCUCGUUUCAUCCUCCACGAUUCUCCGCAUACUGGUCAACAAGCAGCAAGAUAUCAUUAACUGGGUUCGAGACUUUGGCCAAACCGCACGCGACUUUUGGUUCAACUGGGUAGUCGAGCCCGUACGCAGGAUUAUUGGCACGAUUCGCCACGACGACACCGCCGAGAUCGCCAUCAUGAGCCGGGAUAGCCUGAAGGCGGACCGUGACAGCCUGGAACGGAUGGUGGUUGAGUUUGCAACGGACAACCCGGAUAUUGCAGUAGGUAACUCGUCCAUCACGGAAAGCGAAAUCGCCGAGAUCCGUUCCAAGGUCAAGGCCGGGGAUGUGACACCCGUCCUCAAAGCCUACGAGAAAGACAUUCGAAGGCCCGUUGUGGGCGCGAUAAGAGGGGAUUUGGUCCGCUCGCUGCUCAUCCAAGUGCAAAAGACAAAAGUCGACCUCGAAAUAGCCAUCAGUGGCAUCGACGCGCUGCUGAAGAGCCAGGAGUUGGUCUUUGGCUUUGUAGGGUUGACUCCUGGUGUUCUCGUUACCAUCGGCUUGUUCCAGUACCUUAGGACCCUGUUCGGCAGCCGCAAGGGUGUCCGACGGACUCGGCAGGUCAGGCGUAGCGUGCGGGUGCUACGCAAGAUUGACAGGAUCCUCUCUGAAGCAACCACGUCGCAAAACAGCCUCAUCUCUUACCGAGACCACGGGCUUUUGGUCUGCGAGGUCCAUGUGCUACGAGGGUUGGCGCAUGGUGUCCUUCCGGGGGAUGUCGAGAAGGAGUUCAUCGAGGAUCUCGAUGAGUUGACCAACCUCAAAGGGAUACAGGUACAGAUGAAGGCGCUUGAGAGAAUCCGCUGGGCGUAUGCCGAGUGGCUGAGCAAGAUGCAAUAGCGACGUGGGGAAUGAAUACGCGUCCAUGUCUACAUCGUGGGGUUUGUAUUUGACCUGUGUUUUGCCAUGGCAGCGGGAGCAUUGAUAGAGCGUUGUAUCAUGCAACAUAUGAAAAGUUUGGGCAUUACUAUGAGUUUAAAUAGAUUCAGGCCAACGCUGGCUUCUAUAUAUGGGGUGUUAUACAGAAG
Messenger RNA from Canariomyces notabilis, 2717 nucleotides. RefSeq names its product NCA2-domain-containing protein. The coding region runs from base 475 to 2529 and encodes 684 amino acids. The record is from RefSeq and is a predicted model, not a curated record. The transcript is spliced from 3 exons. NCBI's taxonomy places the organism in Eukaryota, Fungi, Ascomycota, Sordariomycetes, Sordariales, Chaetomiaceae. Gene Ontology annotation, cellular component: mitochondrial outer membrane.